AUGAGACAUUUUGCUGAUUUCAGUCUCCUCAAACUCCAAUCAGCAGAAGUGGUAAAUGACCCUCAUGAACUGAUCUCUUUUGUCUCAGCAAAGUUGACCUCUAGAAGACCCCAAGAGUACUCCAAGGCAAGGGAGAAGCUCAUGGAAGCCAGUCAACAGAUAUUACGAAAAGGCAAUAUUCUUAAUGAAGAGAUCCUUUGCAAAGAGAAAGAAAGUCGUGAAACAGUUGUGGAGAAGAUGGAUCGAUUCGAUGCCAACUUGGAGCAGAUCAGCAUAAAGUUGGCUCGACUUCUGGGAGAAUUCGGCUCAAAUCAGGCCAAAAAUGAAAAAAAGCUAACUCAUUUGGAGAAUCAACAUUUCGAAACAGUACCACUCAGUGCCACUGUGCGACAACAGCCCUUCCCAGAUAAGAAGACAAUGAGCCCAGUGGAGUGCGAUCGAUGUAUCGAACUUCACUAA
Molecule: messenger RNA, 459 nt
Organism: Rodentolepis nana
Lineage: Eukaryota; Metazoa; Platyhelminthes; Cestoda; Cyclophyllidea; Hymenolepididae
Source: the annotation of a GenBank genome assembly